Molecule: messenger RNA, 7236 nt
Organism: Porites lobata
Lineage: Eukaryota; Metazoa; Cnidaria; Anthozoa; Scleractinia; Poritidae
Source: the annotation of a GenBank genome assembly
UAUUCCUAUACAGGCGGUAAAGAUAUUGCGUUCGGUGACUAUGGCCCUGGCUGGAAAUUCCACCGCAAACUGUUCACAACAGCCUUGCGCCAAUAUGUCUCAGAUAUUCCUUUGAUCGAAAAACGAAUCUCAGGACAAGCCAAGAAACUGGUACAAUUCGUGGAAGAUCAACACGACAAACCGUUUGAUCCCACGAAUUGUCUGAUGCAAAGUGUUGCUGAUGUUAUCUGUGGAAUCACCUUUGGUGAAGGCUAUGACACUACGCAUCCAGAUUUGAAGGAAUUAUUGCGACUCUGCGAACACGUGGUGAAAAAUGAAGACGUAGCUCAGUUAGUAACUAUGUUAGAUUUCUUUCCAUUCUCAAGAUAUCUGCCCAUCAAGGCCUACGAUCGCUUUAUCCAGCCUUUCUUUGAAAUGCAUGACAUAAUUCGAAAAUUUUUGAGACAGAGAGAGGACAAUUUUGACCCAACAGAGCCUGUGGAAGAUUUCAUCUCUGGGCUUCUUUUCGCUAGAAACGAGGCUGAGUUUAACAGCGACGCUGAGCGAUCAGAUUUUCUCAGUGACGACUAUUUGGUAAAUGCUGUUCAAAACAUGUUCGGAGCCGGCUACGAAACAACGACUACCACACUAAAAUGGGUCAUCGCUUUCUUAGUCAACUAUCCUGAGUACCAAGUCCACAUUCAGCGUCAACUAGAUGAGGUACUCUUUAGGCGUGGUCCCUCCCUGUUCGAUCGCCAAAACCUUCCCCUCAUUCAAGCUACCAUCAUGGAAGCUCUCAGAGUCGGAAAUGUGGGCCCACUAUUAUUACCUCAUGUCACCACUACUGAUACGACGCUCUGUGGCUACCGCGUUCCCAAGGAUACUAUCGUGUUUCCAGACGCUGAAUCUGUCCACCUAGAUCCCAAAUGCUGGGAAGACCCGACCUUGUUUAACCCAUACCGCCAUAUUGAUGCAAACGGCAAGUUGAUGACCAACCAGGGUAAUUUUUACCCUUUUGGAGCUGGUCGUCGGGUCUGUGCCGGGGAAACUUUGGCUAAAAUUGAGUUGUACCUCUUUGUCUCCUGGUUAUGUUAUAACUUCACCUUCGUCCCUGAAAUAGAUGGCCACCCACCAAGUCUGAAGGGAAUUCUAAGCAUUACGCAGUUUCCUGCUCCGUACAAAAUACGCGCCAUAAAAAGACAUCUUAAUCUAAGCGCUAACUGAAAUAUUCCUAGCAUGCAAUUAAUUUGAGGGAAAGAAAAACUUCAUGGAUCGGUCCGGAAGACAUAUAGUUUUGUACAGAAAAUAAAUUAAAAUUUUUAGGUAACCGCAAAGUAUACGUAUGCUUAUUAGCAUUUCGUAUUGUUAAUAAUGACACACGCUAUUAGCUGGCGAAAACAGCCGACAUUUCGUGACGCUACCACUGGUUUCCCUGUCAGAGGACGUCGUAGCAAUGAAUUCAGAAAUUCCACAUUGAUAACGCGUCACUCUACCCAGAUCUGAAGAUCUAGGUAGUGCACCAGUGAUUGGUCGUGUCAAGAGGGAAAUUUGCCUCAACCAAUCAGAAGCUGACUACCCAGAUCUAGGUGGUAAAGCGUCAUACGUAUAGAAAUUUCUAGGCUCAUUUCUCAGACGUCUUCGCAGGGAAACCAAUAAAGGCGUCGCGAAAUGUCGGUAGUUUUCACAGGCUAUAACGCUAUUCAUUCAUUUGCACUACACGGUGUUUACAUUAUAGCCUGAGACCGCCUGAGACCAGUCUCUCUUGUGUGGUAAAGGACUAAGACGAAGCUGCGCGCAAUCUUGGACAAGAAUUAAAUAGCAUGCGUCGGCUUUUCUAUGCGUUUAGUUAGUUAGGAGUGGCGCAAUGCAAAGAAAAUGAGGGAAACAGAGGGAUACUGGUGGUAGCGGCAAGGGAACGCGUUCCCUCCCCCCCCUCCCCCCGUUCAUUUUCACUUUUUUCGCGCCUCUUUUUACCUCGCGCCUCUCCUAACUUUCUGAACGCCUCGAACAUAUAGAAUACGUAAACCCACUCCCCCCGAAAUCAAUGACGGAAUCCGCGCCAUGGUCAAUACGAUCAAUUUUCGCUUUCUUGAGAAUCCAGACCCAAUGAUGAGAAGUGUGUGGAUAUUUGAAGAGAAAGCAUUCGAGAAGGGAUUCUCCUCACUUGCGAAAAACGCGCACAAGUUUGCGGAGCAACUGGGGACUAGUUUGACUUUGGCCACUUUCGAUCCAUUAUGCAGCACUCAGCAGGCCCCAAAGAAGAGGAUCAGUAGAUAUCAGGUGAGACAAAUGAUCUUAGGAAAGAUGUAGAAGAGCAGCUUAAGGAGAAUAUGGAAGACUAGAGAUGGCAAGGACGUCUGCUGUGGACCACACCAGGUGGGAAGACGACCAGCUGAGUGAACACGGCUGUUUCGCCUGGUUGAGUGGGUGGGCGUGCGCUCCCACUCAUACUAUCGCAGUGGGUUAUGGAACUUUAUGAGCAGCUCUUACCAACCCGAGUUUAUGCAGCUUUUAAGACGGGUACUUCAGAACAAAUGUAAUUAACACCAUGUGCAGAAUGUGCGGUUAGGUAUACCAGAAAGCCUUGCUCACGUUUUGGGGCGAUAUUUAUCGCUGGCGCAGACUAAGUAUAUGGAAAGGCUUAGUGCUGCACUAAAGGUGCUGUUCUUUGCCAUGCUGAGGGACCUCAAGCUUGCCGACUCUGUUCCUCCUUGGGGACAGUCUAAGGAGCUAGAUGUCGAGAUGAGUAAGAUCUGUGGUGCGCGAUCGAGUGAUAUUCUGAAGAGGAUGUAGAAGGCUGCUCUGCCCAGCUCGCUAAACAUUGCGCAGACAUUAAACGUUAUUACUACGUAAGGCCAUGGACCCGCAUUUCAAGUAUGGUAACAUAGAUAGGGGACAGUAUAAACUUUAGGUUUGUCCAUAGUAUUUCAUUUUUAUCAAACAAAUCUCGGCCAUUAGUUUUAUAUAAUGCAUAUAUCGAUAUGGGAUUGCAUAGGCCUAGCUACUUUUUUUCAUUAUGUAAACCUUGUUUGCAAUAGUUUUAGGAUUACCGUAGGAUUAUUUUAAUUGCACCAGUGUAAAUUUAGCUCGUUCAUCACCUUUUUAGUGUUUAAUUCCUGUAAAGCAGCGUGAGCUACGCUUUGACCACUCAAAGUUAUUGUAUUUUUUAAAUUUUUUUUUUAGUUAUUGUAUUAUUUAAUUUUGUACGCAUGCAUGCGUUGUAAACUACUACUACUACUACUACUACUACUACUACUACUACUACUACUACUACUACUACUACUACUACUACUACUACUACUACUACUACUACUACUACUACUACUACUACUACUACUACUACUACUACUACUACUACUACUACUACUACUACUACUACUACUACUACUACUACUACUACUACUACUACUACUACUACUUUUACUACUAUUACUACUACUAAUAAUAAAAAUAAUAAUCUUAUUCCUCCUAAAUGUUUAGUCUAGGAAGUCAAGGAUACAACAGAAAAGAAAUGUCUGACCACCUAAGAAAUAUAUUACAAACACACUACUGGUGGAACAUUUUAUUGCUCUGUUUUCCGAAUAUCUUUGAUUGUAACCGUUACUUUUGGCAGUUGCCAGAUGAUUGGUUCGCAAGUGGCGGGAAACUCUGAGUAACAGUAAAUGUUCAAUAUCUAAUCCACUUCCACCAGUCUACUUGUAUUCUGUUUUAGUUCAACUAUUCAGCACUCUUGUAGUCGAUGAGGACAUCACUCUGGUACUUCGUUAAGAAAUAGAUUCAGAUAUAUUAGAUAUUAAAAAAGACAAAAUACGAUAUUCAGAAAUAAGCCUAUUUACAAGUACAUUCUUCAAUUCUUCGUUCUUCCUAGGUAAUGGGAAGAGGAAGGGAUGUAUACAGUAGCGGAUUCAGACUUUCAGAUAAGGGGGGAGGGGACAGUCUCAAAAAGCAAAUUUUUUCCUCCCUUCGGCCGUCAGUUUGGUCGAAAAAUAGGGGGCAGGCCCCCCGGGCCCCUCCCCCUAGAUCGGCCACUGCGUAUAUAGGAAGAUCCGUCUUCUCAACUGAUCUAGGAAGAUCUAAGGGCGUCCUCUUAAAUCACAGGGUACGAAUGACUUGGUGAAGAGCGACAAAGGGAUCGAAGGGAGAGGAGAAUUAUAGGGUAGGGGUGGGAACAAACUCUCCACAACCCUCCCCCCUCCCCAUCCCUCAGUGCUAAAUAUUUUGAUCAGUUGAUGACCACUCAAAGUUAUUGUAUUUUGUUUUUGUUAAUGAUAUUGUAUCUCGCUGUAUGCUGCCGGGAGCGUAAUGUAAAUUAAUUGUUUGGUAAAAGCGCUUAAAAAGAAGAGAAAAAUUAUUUAUUGCCUAGAUCUAACAGUGAUCUCUAUUACUUGUUUGAACUUGUAAUGAUUGCUGGUAAAUUCAUGAAAGCGUUGGAGUAUAUAUAUAUAUAUAAAAAAUGAUUAUUUCUGUUUUUUUUCUUACAAUCACGUUUGCGUGACUGCUAUUGCAUAAAUCACUGUAAAGCAAUAUUGUCCACUUGACAAAAGGCUUUAGAGAUCUUUGACAUAUUUUACGAGCAUAAUGCAUUCAUUUAGUCAUCGGUCAGCCUAUACUUGACUCACUAGAUUGAGCAUAUCUGUUUCGCGCAAUUUCGUAGUCAUGCUGCUGAUAGUCGAUCUAAUUUAUCGUUUUACCAGUCUUGGGAAUGUUUUUCUGCUGUUACCUCUGCUGUUCCUUCUUCAUUACCUGAUGGUGCUGUACGAGUUCAGAAACAUGCCUCCUGGUCCUCGCUUUACGGCUCUCCCUGUGCUUGGAAACAUAUUUAGUCUUAAGUUCAGAGCGGAUAAAUUAAGCGACCGUUUUCGAAGGUUAGUAUAAUACGAAUCCAUAAUAUAUAUAUACACUAUAGACUAUAUUCAUAAAACCUAUAGCCGGGAAAUUUUAUUAUGUAUUUGAUCUGUACCAGUAAUCAUGCACGUUCAAUUCUUCAGUGUCCCUUUCUGAAAUAGUGAAAGCGAACUCUUAGAGUUUUAGUGCGGUAUUGUAAAAACGUGUUAUCGCUGUGCGACUUUUAAUGUCAUAGUUUUCAUUGAAAUAACUUGGAUUAUAGACUGUAAACAGAUCCUUAUUUUUCCCUACGCUCUUCGUGAUCGAGAGCUUAUUAACGAGCUGCCAUCUUGGUUUCAAAAGUACAAGUGGAAGGGGAGGGGCUAGUCGGGGUUCAUAGCGGUGGGGGGAAAGGCUUGAAAAAUAAACAUUCUAUUUGAGUUUUGCUAAGACCAAUUUAUCUUUUUGAGCUUGUAUGUUCUGCUUUUCCACUUCAGAUCAUGUGAUGUUAGCCCAGCGAAAUGUUUCUUUCAAAUGUCGCUCUUUCCACACUGUAUGCAUAUGUGUGCAUAACUAAUAAAUCGACAAAAGGCAAAUUCCUUUCUGCAAGCAUCACGUUGUCUGAAUUAGAAAAAUAAAACUCAUAAGUAGACUACGACAAUAUUAAGUUUCUAUGUUCACACGCCACUGAAAGAAUUUUCGACCGGUUGAAAAUUAUCAUUAUUAUUAUCAUCAUUAUCUAUUCACUACAUGAAAAAGAUUUACGUACUGUUCCCAGCUGGUAUGAAAACUUAAACUUUUUCCUUCAUUGGUUCAAAUGGUUGGUUUUUUUACAUGCCUGUUUAUCAACUUAUUUUCCCCCAGCACAUUUUUUGAUCCUGAACCCUACUUUGAAUUGAAAUUGCAGCCUUCGACAAAACUACGGUGGUGUUUCCUCCCUGAAAAUAGGAAGCCACAAGCUGGUGAUGGCUUCAACACCGGAGGCAGUCAAAGAGAUACUCGUGACAAGAUCCGCUGAUUUUGCGGGGAGACAACGCACAUAUUCUGUGAAAGAACGAACCUUAGGUAUGCUGGUUCUAUGUAUCGCAAUCCAAGGCAGUUUGUGGAUUCCAGGCACUGGAUUAACUGGAUAGAUCUUAUUCACGAUACCCGCCAUCUUUGCAUGCGCCUUAGGAUCGAUGGGAUAUUAGCAAUGUCACGUGGUUUCUCAACGAGUAAUCGCGGUCGAAUUUGUUUAUUCAAUCAACAGAAGACGGCGAUUUAAUACUCAUUCAAAAUGUAAAGUUCGAGUUUCGACAAGUUUUACGUCAUUAUUACAUACUGAAUGGACAUAUACGGUUGCUAUUGCUUCCAGAUAACGUACAAUGAACACUUUCACUAAUAACUUGCCAUUAGCGUCUUCAAGAUAAAAAGUUAUUCAUUUUUUGGUGUACUAUGUAGAAUAAACAAACUCGACCGCGAUUUAUUGUAUUGGCAGAUUUUAUCACUUGUUUGCUCCCCCCGGGGGGGGGGGGGGCUACUCGAUAUAUCCUUGGGUGAGGUGCGGCUCGGCCCCUCAUACCCUGACCCUGUUUAAGACAAAAAUCGCUGAUUUUCCUACCCUGUUUAAGACAGAAUUCUGAUUUUUGAUACCCAGUUUAAGAAUUCGUAGAACAUAAGUGCAGGCUCUUUAUCGUCGAAGAACAGGCUUAUGGGCCCCUGUCUAAGAAAAGAUACCCUGUUUAAGACAAAAAUUGAUAAAAUCAAUACCUGUUUAAGACAAAAAUCCCGAAAAACAUACCCUGGCUGGCAGCACGUCCUCAUUAAGCCCUUAUAAGGGUAGGUGAUUUCAUGUCAGCUUUGCUUCGAGCCAGGAACGACUUCCAAACAGAAUGUGUGAGUGACGAAGAAAGGGCUGCUCUUCUUUCCGACGACUAUUUCGUGUCUUGUAUGGAGGACAUGUUUGUCGCUGGCUACGAAACCACCAGCACCGUACUAAGAUGGAUCAUGAGUUUCUUGGCUCAGCAUCCACAGUAUCAAGUGGAUAUGCAGAACCAGAUGGACGAAGCAGUCGGAGAUCGCAGGCCCUCCUUGAAUGACCGUACAAAUCUGCCUCUCGUUCAAGCUGCAAUCUUAGAAGCACUGAGACUUGGAAAUGUCGUACCUCUCGCAGUCCCUCAUGUUGCAGUUACUGAUACAAUCCUAUGUGGCUAUCGUGUUCCUAAAGAUACCAUCGUUUUUGCUGACACAGAGUCUGUCCACCUAGAUCCCAAGUGUUGGGAAGACCCCACCCUGUUUAAUCCAUACCGCUAUAUUGAUGCAGAUGGCGAGCUGAUGACCAACCAAGGGAAUUUUUAUCCUUUUGGAGCUGGACGUCGGGUUUGUGCUGGUGAAUCUUUGGCGAAAAUUGAGUUGUUCCUGUUUGUCGCGUUGCUGGUUCACAACUUCACCUUC